Molecule: messenger RNA, 4020 nt
Organism: Carassius gibelio (silver crucian carp)
Lineage: Eukaryota; Metazoa; Chordata; Actinopteri; Cypriniformes; Cyprinidae
Product: cell division cycle-associated protein 4
Exons: 4
Coding region: 1780-2646 (288 amino acids)
Cellular component (GO): nucleus
Molecular function (GO): transcription regulator activity
Source: RefSeq, a predicted model, not a curated record
GUUGAAUCACAGACGCUUUUGUUCGGGGCUCCCCUUUCCUGCGAAGGCCUGCUGUCGAUCAAGAAGCAGAAGUCCGCCCCCAUCGGCCCUUUCACUGCUGCAGCUGCUGCCUCGCGCUGCUCAGCGUCUGCUCACUGUGAUCUCAAUCUGAGCUGGAGAGGCCACACGAGCUGCAGCUUCAGCAUUAAACCCGGCCUACAGGCGCGUAUGACGCUCGCCACCAAAGAACGCCAAUAACACGAGGUAAGCCUAAGCGUACUGGUACAUGCGAUUUAAAUACUAUCUAUAUUAUGUAGACACACCGCUUCAGAUGAUCUCGAUCCGCGAUGGUUAAAUCGCAGCGCGGUCGAUUUCGAAAAGCGGCAUGUUUGCGGAAGUGAUCGCGCGGUCCAUGUUUAACCGCCCCGUUAUUUGCCUUUACAUGUCAUGUGUGUUUUUCCAAACUAUAUUUCACCCUCACGUGCAUUUUGUCGACACGGUAAGCGUUCGGAAAAGCUGAAGAUGCUGUUUGUGUUGGCGAAGUUGACUAGCCAGCGGACCCUUUUGAAAAAUCAAAAUGGCUUCCAUCUUUGUCGUCUCAGCUGAGAGGUUUAUACCUUUGUUUCCCCGUCUCGCAUGUCAGGGAGUCUUAGCGCACUUUUUGACCACGUCAGUGCGGUGGGGGAGGGGGAGUGAGUCUGUGUGGGCGGAGCCUGUGUGAUACGUUCCCUGUGGAUCAAUUAUUCACUGCCCCCUUCGCUGUAAGUUUGAUUUAGUUUAGGCUCCAGCUACUGGAAGAAUUGUUAACUGAUUUUUUUCUUCUUUAUUAAUGUCUUUUGAUUAGUACUGUGCCACCCCUUGCAAUGUAGACAAAAAUUCAAACUGUUAUACCUAAGAGCACAUGCAGAUCUUCUGAAAAUCAUUCUCGAUAUAGAGUGCUGCAGGAAUGGCAUAUUUUUUUGUUGGCCGUUCUAGAAGUUGGCAUCACACUGGUUCCCUUAGGGGGGAAAAGGCUAAAAGGACUGACUUUUGGAUAAUUGCAACAACAACAAAAAAGCAAUUUGAACAAUUAAAGUUUAUUAUUCUCAAAUGUCUUGUUUAUAAUUUUUAAUCUCUAAUAAUAAUCACAAAUUAACAAUUUUGAUGACUAAAUCCAAUCGGCCGAAAUAAAAAGCUAUAUAAACAAACGGUCGCAGGACAACACGUUCACCACCAAAGAUUUUCUGUUAAAUCUUUUAAUCUUUAAAGGCAACAAUUUGGAAAGAUUGAAUAUUUUGCAAAAAGCAUGCGCAUAAACACAACGAGGCUGUAAAAGUCGACUUGUGAGUAGAUAUUUGCCUAUAUGUCGUUUAAUGUCCCCGACAGCCUCUGAAGUUCCAUUUAGAGCAUUUUCAAGAUUCAAAAAAAUAAUGAGUGGGAUUUUAUGUUGCAGAAUAAAAUCUGAAACAUAUUGAGCUUCUGUUAACCACAGACUUUAUUUUCCAUAUUUAAUAAAAAACCACUGACUUUUGGCUCGAUGGAACCAGAGUUUCGAAAUUCCUAACUAAUUUCCCGGUUUUAGGACUCCUUUCUUGCGGCACUCUAUUGUUAACUGAAUGCAGUGCUGGUGUUGGAAAUGUUGGUUGUAGUUUUAGUUGCAGCGGAUGUGUGUCAGCUUGCACUCUGGUCUCUUUUUCAACAGUGCUGGGAUGUCACCCGUGCUUCAGGCUCCUGUAACCCUGGUUGGCUGGCCACGGAGACAGGGAGUCCUCGUCUCAGUACUGUGGCUCUCCACAUUAGACUUUCUGUUUGGGGCUAAACAUGUUCUCCAAGGGCACCAAGCGUAAGUUUUCCGAUGGUGAUGAAGAAAUAUCCGCCGAAAGCCUGGUAGGUGCCAGAGUGGCAUCUUCGUACAGCUUGCAACGGCAGUCGCUGCUGGACAUGUCCCUCAUUAAGCUGCAGUUGUGCCACAUGCUGGUGGAGCCCAACCUCUGCCGCUCGGUUCUCAUUGCCAACACAGUCAGGCAGAUUCAGGAGGAGAUGACCCACGAUGGCAGCUGGCAUAUGGUCACUGAAGCGUUCUGCAAUCCAGGUCAGAGUCCCUCCGAGCGCUUGGUGGCCACUGAGGUCCUUUGCAGGUCGCGAGAGCAGGAUGCAGAACCUAAACUCUUUUCUGUCAUCAGCUACGAAGGUUGCCGUGAAGAGGAGGUGGUAGCUGACGAGACGCUGUGCUCCGUUUCAGUUAGCGAUACUGUCUCUGAUGUGUGCCUGGCAGGGCGUAUGGGCCAGUGCUGGGAGAAGAGCGAGCUCAGUGGUGUAGAGAGGGACGAAGAUGCCCUUGAAGACUCUAGUCUUGGUUCAGGAGAAGAUGAGGAGAUAGACACCGAGGAUGAGGCUUCUACAAAGAGUCCAAAGACAACAGGACAAGUUUUUGGUACAUUUGAAAUAAAAAACGGUUCCCCGGGUCCAGACUCUGCUCUUGAGGAACUGUUCUCUGAUGUGGACACCUCCUACUAUGAUCUGGACACCAUGCUGACCGGCAUGCAGAGCGCACCCAAGAUGGGCCCUUAUGACCUCCUUGACAGCUUGGCUCCUUCACACAGUUCCCCCACCAUAGUAUCCACCCCGAAAUGUCGUUCUGAUCUCAAUGAACUGGAUCACAUCAUGGAAAUCAUUGUAGGAUCUUAGGUUCCACCUUGUUCAGAGACUUACACACUUGUCUUAAUAUUACUGGCUUUUCUGUUCCUUAUGGAAAGCAAGUAAAGUCUGGAGUCCUUUCAGGGAAAAGAGUUGAUGUCUUUUGAAAGACGGCCUUGAUUUUAUGAGCUGACCAUAGUCAUCUUAUUUGCAUACCCUCUGUAUGUUUUAAUCAUUUUUCUGUAUUUGUCUGUUCAGACAUGAUGUUUUUUUGUUUUUCUUUUAAUUUAUUUGUUAUUCUCAUGACACUACCGAGAGCAGAACAAGAUGUAUACAAAAGUUGUAAAGCUUGGGAUAUUUUCAUAAGGAGACAAAAGAUUGUCUAAAUGUGUAUAUAAAUUAUAUAUUUUUUACAAUAGAUUCUUCUUGUAAUAUGUUACUGUACAUUAUGCACAUGUUCUACAAAUUGAUUUUAACCGAAGAGAUUAGAUUCUUAUGUGCAACAACUCAAGUUUUCUGUUUAUCAAAAUCCAUAAACUGAAGCAUCUUAAUUCAGUACUCCAAUAUAAAAAAAUGCACCAAGUAUACAUACGGUGAGACCUUUUACAUUUGUGUGGUUAUUUGCACAAAGUAUUUUUUUUUCCUCUCAAGGUUUGAUUGCAGUUUGCUGUCAAUCAGCUCAGCCAUGUAGGUUUUGUUUGUUGUUAGACGUCUAAGUCCUUCUAUUUUGUCUUAUCAGCAAAUGAAGUAUGAUGGGGCCAACCCAUUUUAUAUUGUGACUUAAUUUAUUUAAUUUAUUUACUGCAAACAGUGAGUGUUGGCUGUGGUCAAACUCAGGGUGGGUUUUUAACUCUAGAGGACUUAAUAAGCCUGAUUCAGAAAAGCCUUUGCACAUAGUAAAUCGGUCACAGAAUUAGUGCUUUGUGAGUUGUUUUGCACAAAUUAUUGGUUUCAGUAUUGAUUUUAAAUAAGUCAACUUCUUUAAUUUUGGUGAUUGGCUUAAGUAUAUCAGUCUAUUAGUCCUCUAGACCCCUCAUAACGAGAAGGCAUUUGUCUAGUUCUAUGCAUUGAGUGUCAUAACACUUUAUAUGUGUGAAGUGUUUAAAAUGCAUUUAGUACAGUAUUCUUUUUUUUAAUACUUAAAAAUCAGUCAACAUAAUACAGUCAACAUUUCCCCCCAGUGAUUACAUAUAUUAUUUGGUUUUGUCAGAAUUUUUGCAUAAACUAUGUUUGUGCAAAUUAUAGGUUAUUACACUUUUUACAAUUGUUUUCUUGUACAUUGUCUCACACUUAAAUUCUAAGAGGAUUUUGUUUAUUGUAUGAUCUUAAACUAGUAUAGAGUAUAAACUUUUUAUAUGAGCAUUGUAGCUUUUUUAACUUUUUUUUAAUAAAAGGUACAACUUAUGAAAAUGCUGUGUUGUUUUU